Molecule: messenger RNA, 300 nt
Organism: Marasmius oreades (fairy-ring Marasmius)
Lineage: Eukaryota; Fungi; Basidiomycota; Agaricomycetes; Agaricales; Marasmiaceae
Exons: 1
Coding region: 1-300 (99 amino acids)
Source: RefSeq, a predicted model, not a curated record
AUGCACGGUGCUCCCCUCAUUUCUCUUGAUACGUGUACUUGUAUUCUGUUCUUUCCUUCCGCUACUAUUCAUCGUUGCGUCUCGACAGUAACAGACGCCCUCAUUCGAUCUGGUUUCAGUCUCUUUAUUUACGGGCAACACGUUCUGCCUCUUGGAUUUACUUCUGUCGUACAACUUCCAGGCUUCCUCCAAUCCAUCAACUCGAUCUCAUUCGUUCUCUACGAGGUUCUACCCUGUUCCUGGCUUCGUACCAUGGCUGCCGUAUUAUUUUUAUCUGAUCUCUGGAUUUGUACUAUAUAG